Meloidogyne enterolobii is the source of this 1209-nucleotide messenger RNA. The record is from the annotation of a GenBank genome assembly. Lineage: Eukaryota; Metazoa; Nematoda; Chromadorea; Rhabditida; Meloidogynidae.
AUGAAUUCUUCAAAAAAUAUGGAGGCUUCCAAUAAUGAUAUGACUUGUUUACCAACAUCAUCCUCAACAAACAUGCCAAACUCGCGUGUUUGUUCAGUCUGUUCUGGGCCUAGCAACGGUUUUUAUUUCGGUGUACUUUCAUGCCGCGCAUGUGCAUCCUUCUACCGACGCUCAUUCUUUGAGAAACGAAGAUUUUUGUGCCGGAGAUUUAAUAAUUGCGAUAUUAAUGCUGGCAGUAAAUCAGCAUUACCUAAUAAAAAUUUGGAUGUCGAAACACCGUCAACGCCUAGUAGCGUGUUAAAUAUUGAUAGCCUAUCUAAAAUUUAUGUCAACCUAUCUUUUGAUAAAUCGCUUCCAACUAUAACACACUUUUUAAAGUCGUUGCAUGAUAUGGAAGUUGGAUAUAAGGCUUUAUCUAGUGUUUUGGGGAAAUGGGAUCCUAAGCUUGUCGAGACGCAUUCACAUGUAUAUCAUAUCAAGAUGCAAGAAUAUAUGAAAAUACGUAGGGGAGAAGCAAUGCUUGUAUUGUCCUUAAUCCGUGAACAUUUUCCCGAAUUUGAUAAAUUAUCUGGUCAAACACAAAUUAUGAUUUUAAAAAAUUUUGCGUUUCGAGUCCUUUUUAUGCAACGGGCUGAAAUGACCAUAAAAACAUUUCCCGACCAAACUAAGGAAUGUAAGCAAAUGAUAAUUCAUCCAGGUUGUGUUGUUGAUGGACGUCGGAUGGAACUAUUUGUUGGGGAAGAAACAAUUCAGUGUUUUGAUGACCAGAAACGACAUUUCUACUCUAUAUUUGAAAAGCAUGCAAAAAUGACCAUGGAGCAGUACCGCCCUUUGGAAAUUUCACCUCCUGAAUUUGCUGCAAUGAUAGGAAUACAAUUAUGGAAUUGUGUGGAAAGAUAUGCACCCCAGAUAGAUUUAAUAUCUGAAAAACGCAACCAACUUUAUUCUGAACUUUUAUCUGUUCUGGCACAGAGGUUGGGUUCUGAUUCUGCUGCUAUCGGCGUUCGCUAUGGCCGAAUAAUGGGUCUUAUACAAAAUAUUACUAUUCAUUUACACGAUUUGGAGGAAAUAAAUACUUUAUUAAAAAUUUUUAUGCCAAUGCCCUUUUCUGACAUCUGGGAUGAAUUGAAGAACGAUAAGCAUUAUAAUGAUAAAGAAAUAUUAUCAAUAGAAGUUGAAAAAGAUAAUGGAUUUUAUCCAAAUUUUUAA